UCCUUAUCAGCUGGUCGGCCGCCAUGUGGGCCUCCGGGCCUGCUGCGGCGGCGCGGCCGGUUGAGGCCGGGCUCGGCCCGGCCCGCGACGGCUGGCCGCCGACGAGCGCGCUCGCGCUGCUCGUCAAGAUGGCGGCGGUGGCGAUUGCGGCGACAAAAGUUCAGGCGUACAGCGCUCAGGCGCCUGUCGUCUUUCGUCUUUUGUCGCAUUUCGCACACCCGCGCGCUCCGCGAGGGCAUGAGCCUUCCGCGAUUCGAUCCCGCAGCCAAAAGCUGCUCGCUCGAACCGCGGCCGACUCUGCCAUCGCGGCCGCAGCUGUUGAGCUCUUCGCAGAAGACUGGUGCCUCAUAUGCUGCCUCCCUGCGGAUGUCAGGCAUUCGUGGCAUCCGAUGGGUCGCCCAGAGUAUCGACCUCUGGCUUGUCAGUCGCGGUCACUUGAUGACCCCCAUGAAGUACAGCGAUCGCCAUCUCGCUGGCCUCUUCGCAGGCCCCCCCGACCGCGUCGAACUCAUCGGCGCGGGCUCUCUCGGCUACGGGACCGGCCCCAGCUUCGGCUGAGGGCUAACAAGCUGCCGAGCCCAAAUCACUGUGACAGUCGUGAUUUCUUGUUGGUCUUUAAAAAUCUCCGAUUUCGUGAC
This is a messenger RNA of Emiliania huxleyi CCMP1516, 638 nucleotides long. RefSeq lists its product as hypothetical. The annotation marks the transcript as partial. Lineage: Eukaryota; Haptophyta; Isochrysidales; Noelaerhabdaceae. The record is from RefSeq and is a predicted model, not a curated record. The transcript has a single exon.